Messenger RNA from Panicum virgatum (switchgrass), 2357 nucleotides. RefSeq lists its product as uncharacterized. The record is from RefSeq and is a predicted model, not a curated record. Lineage: Eukaryota; Viridiplantae; Streptophyta; Magnoliopsida; Poales; Poaceae. The transcript has 14 exons. The coding region runs from base 179 to 2140 and encodes 653 amino acids.
AAAAAAACUUGUACUGCACCGGCGCGGCACAAGCACAAAUCUCGCGAGCGGGACAGGUGACGGUGACUCCAUCCUGUAUAAGACAGCAGCGGCGACGCGUCUCGCUGUUCGCCUCAACCCUAGACGCCCAAAUCCAUCCCCGAUUCGCCCUGCUUCAUCGGGAACAACUUGCGCGAUAAUGACAGCGAAGGCCGUGAGAAACAAGGGCCGGGUUAUUGAUCGCACACCAGGUGUGAGUAGGGAGCAGGGAGCCAUAAAUAGAAGGAACAAAAUUGAGCCAUCAAAACGCUCGAGUGAUGGAACAAAAGGCUACACAAGGGCUAUAAACAGACUGCUAAAACUCCAAGAAAUGGAGGCGGCAUUGGUUGAUGCCGAGAUGAAACGAUGUGCUGCUGAGGAGGAACUAUUUUUCAAACUACCUGAUCGAGUUGCUUCGGGCACUACUUUUGAAGAGAAAUCAUUUGGCUAUUCAGUCCCAUCUGAUCAAGAAAUUUAUCGAGAUUUAUCUUCCAUUGUCGUCUCACUUGCUCUUUUUGAUGGAAAUAAGAUGUUAUUUGCAUGCUCAGGCAUACCUCUACCACGCGGGAACUCUAAACUUCACCUAACAAGAUUUGUGACUUCAGCACAUUUGGUUGCAGAAUUCAACAAAAAUAGAAAUAAAGAUGAACAAUUGAGGAUUGAAGUGUGCCUUCCUGAUAGAAGAACUAUCGAUGGGCUUUUGGGACUAUAUGACGAUGAUAUUGCUAUUGUCACAUCGUUAGGCCUCCAAUUCGCUGUCCAUCCUGUAGAUCUGGAUCUUGAAGCAACUGUUGUCGGUCCUGAUGAUAGUGUGCUAUCUGUUGGGCGCGCUUUCAAGUCAGGCAGUUUGAUGACCAUGGAUGCGUCUAGGAUAAUAUCGGACGGCACCUGGGUUUCUGAUAGCCAAAAUUUCUCAGAGGCUGUACUUGGAGGACCACUUAUGGUAAAGACGAUUAAUGGAAAUGGUGUGAGAUUUCUUGGGAUGAAUCUUGGUUGUUAUCAUGAGGAUGCAAAUGUCAAAUACCGCUUCCUUCCACAGAAGUUACUACAUGAACGCUUGAAGCAUUUUCAGAUACUCAAUCCUAAAGAACUCCACUUCCGUGAAUAUUCAUUGCCUAAAGAUGUAUCAAGCAUAGUCCCUUCAGGAUUUGUGAGAACAAUUAAUCGUAUGAAAUCCUUAGGCUAUCCCAUGCCGCCGCCACUUAUGCUUGAGCUAAAUGGGCAAUUGCUUAACGAUUUUGAAGGGUACUUUGGUGAAGUACGUGCUUGGAAAGGGUAUCCUUUCGGUUAUCCACCUGUUGGUUCUGAGAAAUGUGUCUGGGAGCAUCUUUCAAAAGAAGUUGUGACAAAUAUAUCACGUCGUGUUGUCAAACUUGCUUCAUUCAAUGGGCCGAGUAGGUUUUUUGCAUGCACAGGCUUGCUUAUAAGGUGGCAUGCGCACACCUUCAUCCUGACUUCAGCCAGUUUGGUUAGAAGCCGCCUUCAUCACGAAAAAAUUGAUAAUAGCUUGACGAUUGAGGUGUUCCUCCCACCAAAUCAGCGUGUUAGUGGGACAUUGGCAUUGUAUAAUUUAAAUUAUAAUUUUGCUAUUGUCAGCGUUGAGAAGAAUUUUCAUGCUGUUCGUCCAGAAGACAUUUUCAAUGAAAGCCCAAAGGCAUUUGAAAAGGUAAUAGCAGUAGGGCGAGACGCAGAUCAAGGACUGUUAAUGGCCUCAAUUGGUGAAGUGAAGCGUAGAAACAAGGACACUAAACUUAACUGCAGAGAUCUUAAGCUAUCCACUUGUAAAAUCAAUAAGGCUGGGAUUGGAGGCCCUCUUGUUGAUGUUGAUGGGAGUUUGGUUGGCAUGAAUUUCUAUGAUGGGAGUAAACUAACUCCUUUCUUGCCAAAGAGUAAGAUUGUCAAUGCUUUGAGAGGGGUGAAAAAUUUUGCACUACCACUGAAAAGAGGAUUAUCCUACAAAGUAUGUGUUGUUCCCAUGCAAAUAAACAAUAAAGGCGCUCCAAUCCGCAAGAAGCGGAAAAUGAAAACCAGGUGGCCUGUGCCCGAGCCAUAUUGGUAUCAUGGUGCCCUUGAUGUGGAUAGGUAUGAUGUACCCAUUCUUCGUGGAAGGAGACUUCAUUAGCCAUCAUCACGCUGUCAGAGUAUCUAAGGGACCAUUUUAAUUUUCAUCUAGCAAGCAUCUAAUGGGCCUGUAGUGAAGUUCCCUGUUCUUUUCUUUUUGAAAAGUUAUGUGUGCUUCUGUUCAUCAAACAUGUAUUUGACAGAUCUGCGUAGAAUAUUAUGUGCAAGUUGGACUGCUUAGUAAUGAAUUGCCUGUGUGCACUUACAACUUUUCGUCA